AGGUGGCCAUAGCAGCAUCACCUAGGGCAGGCCUGCAUCUAACACCCAAGCCCUCAUUCUUUUCCUGCUCAUUUGACUGUUCUUGGGUUAGACCAUGGCACCUACUCUGACCACAGCGUUCGCCAGGCGGUGGUGGAUGGCUGUCACUGCCAUCAUUGAAAACCUGCUGUUCUCUGCAGUGCUGCUGGGGUGGGGGUCCCUGCUCAUCAUGCUGAAGUCUGAGGGCUUCUACUCAUACCUUUGCACUGAUGAGGGAAACCACACCAGCUCUACAAACCUGUCCCUGCCCACCCCGUCCACUGAUGAGUAUGCAGACUACUAUAUGAUGCUUGAGAGUGAGACGGGUGUGGUGGGCUUGGGGGAUGGGGUGGAGAUGAAACCUCUACUGCCCCCCAAUGGCCCUCUGAAAAUGAACGGCUGGCUCAUCUGUAAGGAGCAGGACGAGAUGCUCAACUUGGCCUUCACAGUGGGUUCUUUCCUGCUUUCAGCCAUCACUUUGCCACUGGGGAUCGUCAUGGACAAAUACGGGCCACGCAAGCUCCGACUUUUGGGAAGCACCUGCUUUGGACUGUCCUGUCUAAUGAUUGCAUAUGGAGCUUAUAAACCAAAUGAACUCUCUGUCCUCAUCUUCAUCGCCCUCACAUUUAAUGGCUUUGGGGGCAUGUGUAUGACCUUCACCUCUCUCACACUACCUAAUAUGUUUGGGGACCUUCGCUCCACAUUUAUUGCCCUCAUGAUUGGUUCUUACGCCUCCUCAGCUGUCACCUUCCCAGGAGUCAAGGUGAUUUACGAUUUGAACAUAUCUUUCAUCACCAUCUUGGUUGUCUGGGCAGCCUGUGCUGGUCUGGUUUUUCUCAACUGCUUCUUCAACUGGCCCCUUGAGCCCUUUCCUGGGCCAGAGGAUAUGGACUACUCUGUGAAGAUUAAGUUCAGUUGGAUGGGCUUUGACCACAAAAUUACCGGAAAGCAGUUUUAUCGCCAAGUGACCACCAUUGGGCGCCGUCUCAGUGUGGGAACAAGCCUGAAGACUGAUGAUAUGCCCACCAAAGAGGGCCAAAAGCUCUGCCUGUCCACCACAGACCUGGAGAUGGAGUCUAAGGCACAAGUAGAGACCCAGUCAUUCUUGAAGAGUGUGGUCAGCCCCAUCUUUCUGCUCAGUGCGGUCACUAUGUCGGUCACUCAGCUGCGUCUGCUCUUUUACAUGGGAGCCAUGAACAGUGUGCUGGAGUCACUCACUGAUGACCUCAACACAGUGAGUUUGUAUUCGUCCAUCUUUGGCGUGCUGCAGCUGCUCUGUCUGAUGACCACCCCAGUGAUUGGUCAGAUCAUGGACUGGAAGUUGAAAGAGUGUGACGAUGGAGAUGGGGAGAAACAGAUCUCCAGCACAGGAGAGAAGAAGAAACGCAGGGACAGAAAGACACAGAAAGUGACCAAUGCCUUGAGAGCAUUUGUGCUCACAAACGUCCUGCUGGUGGGAUUUGGUAUUACAUGCAUAAUCCCUAAUUUGCACCUUCAGAUUGUGUCAUUUGUUUUACACACUGUGGUCAGAGGGUUCAUCCACUCAGCUGUUGGUGGUCUGUAUGCUGCUGUGUAUCCCUCGUCCCAGUUCGGCAGUCUGACAGGGAUGCAGUCUCUGAUCAGUGCAGUGUUUGCUCUCCUGCAGCAGCCUCUGUUUUUGGCCAUGAUGGGUCCACUACAGGGAGAUCCAUUUUGGGUGAACAUCGGACUGCUGGUUCUCAGUAUGCUGGGAUUUCUCCUUCCUCUCUAUCUGAUCUGCUACAGACGAGUACUCAACAAGGAACAAAUGGAGAGAGAAGAGAACGCCAAGAUCUACAUCAAAAUCAACGGCUCUGACAUCCCAGAAGCACUAGUUUAAUAAACUGUGAAAAAUCAUCAACACAACAUUCACUGACUGAAAGGACACCUUAGCAGAUUUCAAAGAUAGAUAUAAAAAAUAUUAUAUCUGGAUGAGAUCUGACCUCAUCCACACAUCAAACUGUUGGACCACGACAGGACAAGGAGGAAGAGGAAAAGGGGAUGAAGAAGCAGUGAGAGGAAAGACUGUGAAAGGAGGAGGUUCUGACCUCUGUAUCCCCCAAAACCUCUCAGCCUCAUUUUCUCCUGCUUUAGUCAUGUUAUAUUUAAUGUAUGAGUGGAACAUUUAACACAGCCACAGUUAUGUAUUAUAAUCUGUGAUAUUAGUAUAUUUUUUAUUUUUGUUAUUAAAUCAUUUACCAUUAAAAAAUAGCUCUUUAUUUUACAUGUGUCAUAUAAAGAAGUAAAUGCUACACCAUUCUUCUGUAGUUUUAGAUAUAUUUUUGACAUAUCAUUAAGUAUAAUCUAGUUUUAUAUAUUCUCCAUCUGAAAGGGAAUAAAAACUGUCAUUUGUAAUACAUUUAGUAUUUUUAUUACCUUCUAUUUGCUCUUGUACGUUAUUUAUCCCAUAGCUUGCCUCUAGCUGUGCCUAAUGUGCUUUAUGCAUAUGUGCAAAAGUGGAUUUAGACAAUUUAGAUAAUAAAUAGACAUUUUCCACCUGCAUUUUCAGCACUUUAUCCACAUAUAUUCAGCUCGCCAUUGUCAGCCCCUGGGAUAAACUAAUUAUAAUUCCAAGAGUGUGUGUUCUAGAUGUGGCAUAUGUUAAUAUUGUGCUAAAUAAAGAUGUUUCAGUCAUGAUUCCAAUGCUGGUUUGUAGCUGUAAUAAAAUUGUCACAGAUUAAGUCAGACCUAACAACUCAGCCUUCCCAUCUCUUCUCUGUAGAGGUCGCUAAACUCUAUAUUUUAAUGCACUCAAUCUAGGCCUAUACAUACAUGUGUAAUAAAGCC
This is a messenger RNA of Periophthalmus magnuspinnatus, 2823 nucleotides long. It is a transcript of the gene slc43a2b, whose product is annotated as solute carrier family 43 member 2b. Gene Ontology annotation, biological process: transmembrane transport; neutral amino acid transport. Lineage: Eukaryota; Metazoa; Chordata; Actinopteri; Gobiiformes; Gobiidae. The transcript has 13 exons. The record is from RefSeq and is a predicted model, not a curated record. Bases 95 to 1876 code for a protein of 593 amino acids. Gene Ontology annotation, molecular function: neutral L-amino acid transmembrane transporter activity; L-amino acid transmembrane transporter activity.